GAGGCUUGACGUCACUGAGGCGCCCUGGCUCUCCUGAGCCGCUGGUACUGCUGGCGAAAAGAUGGGAAAAUCAGAUAGACAUCUAUCGAGUAUUUAACGUAAAAUGACGGGUUUUGCAGACGAUUUCCGAUCGACAGAGGAUUCAGUAGUGGCACCGGUCUGAGCUCCACCAGACAACGAGAAAGAUUGGUGUCAUUAUUUGUAACACUGGAUAGCCCCUGUUGGAAGAGGAAAUCUGUCAGCAUUGUCUGCCCCUGAAAGUGGAGAGCAUCAGACCUCUAUUCUAUCAUGAACAUUGCGCCCGUCGACUCCAGUUGAAGCAGGAUCACCACCUCAUAUUCACACAGCUGGUGACAGCCCCAAUCACAAAAUCGGCAAGAAUUUAUACAGAUACUUGGGGUCAUAAGUUUUGCUGUCAGCUCCAUUCUUCUAUUUAGCAGAAGAUGUACGGUAGUGCCCGCUCUGUUGGCAGAGGGGAUGCCAACCAUAGUGGUGGAAGAGAUGGAGGUGGCACCGGUAAUCAAGGAUCUGGCCGCUCCCCUCGCCUUCCCCGUUCUCCUCGGAUGGGACACCGUCGCACCAACAGCACUGGAGGCAGUGGAGGGGGUCCUGGUGGAGCAGGAGGCAAGACGCUUUCCAUGGAGAACAUCCAGUCCCUCAACGCUGCGUACGCCACCUCAGGACCCAUGUACCUGAGUGACAAUGAGGUGGCCAUGGCAGGCGACCAUCUUCCCAAAACUGGCGGGACAGUGACGACCAUGGGGAGACAGAGGGUGACAUAUGGGUCAAGGGGUAGCAGCAGUGGAGUCGUGGCCGCUAGCACCCCCAACAUCUCCACCACAGUGCCAGCCAAUGCUGUGCUGCCAGCAGGCAUGAUGGCAGGUGAUGCUCUGGCUUUUGGGGACCACCACAUGGCCUCCACUGUGCCCCACUCUCUAAGGCAGGCCAGAGACAACACAAUAUUGGACCUGCAGGCCCAACUGAAAGAGGUUCUACGUGAGAAUGAGAUGCUGCGUCGAGAAGUGGAAGUUAAGGAGAGCAAGCUCAGCUCCUCCAUGAAUUCUAUCAAGACUUUCUGGAGCCCAGAAUUGAAAAAGGAGCGAGCUCUCAGGAAAGAUGAGGUUUCUAAGAUCACUGUCUGGAAGGAACAGUACCGUGUGAUUCAAGAUGAAGCACAGCAUCUUCAGAUGACUGUUCAAGCUCUUCAAGAUGAGCUGAGGAUCCAGAGGGACUUAAACCAGCUGCUCCAGCAAGACCCCGCCAUCCAGGGCCGGGACCUGGCCCUAACAUCUGAACCCACGGAGGAGAACUACCGACGGUUACAGGCCGAGCACGAGAGGCAGGCCAAAGAGCUUUUCCUCCUCAGGAAGACCCUGGAGGAGAUGGAGCUGAGGAUCGACACACAGAAGCAAACCCUGGGAGCCAGAGACGAGUCCAUCAAGAAACUUCUGGAGAUGCUACAGAGCAAAGGGCCAUCUGCCAAAGCAUCAGAGGAGGACCAGGAGCGGACCAGGAGACUGGCUGAUGCAGAGAUGCACAGACAUCACCUUGAGAGUUUACUGGACCAGAGGGACAGAGAGAUCAAUGCACUAAGAGAGGAGCUGCAUCGUCGUUACGAGGGAACCCCUGAAUCCACCAAAACUAAGGCUUUACAGACUGUUAUCGACAUGAAGGAUGCAAAAAUCAAUUCAAUGGAGCGGGGCAUGAGAGACAUGGAGGAGGAGCUGCUAAUGCUGAAAUCCAAUGGACUCCUGAGCUGUGAGGAGCGUCAGGAGGAGAUGAAGCAGAUGGAGGUCUACCGCAGCCACACGAAAUUCAUGAAAAACAAGAUGGAGCAGGUGAAGCAGGACCUCUCGAGGAAGGACACUGAGCUGCUUGGUUUGCAGACCAAGCUGGAGACGCUCACCAAUCAGUUCUCAGACAGCAAGCAGCACAUCGAAGUUCUCAAGGAGUCCCUCACUGCCAAGGAGCAGCGAGCUGCCAUUUUACAGACAGAGGUGGAUGCCUUGCGCCUGCGCUUGGAAGAGAAGGAGACAACUCUGAAUAAGAAGAGCAAGCAGAUACAAGAAAUGUCAGAAGAGAAGGGCACGCUCAACGGGGAGAUCCACGACCUCAAGGACAUGCUGGAGGUUAAGGAGCGCAAAGUCAAUGUGCUCCAGAAAAAGAUUGAGAACCUGCAGGAGCAGCUGAGGGACAAAGAGAAGCAGAUGAGCAGUCUGAAGGAGAGAGUAAAGUCUCUGCAGGCGGACACUUCCAACACUGACACAGCUCUCACCACACUGGAGGAGUCUCUUGCAGAAAAAGAGCGCAUCAUCGAGCGUCUAAAAGAGCAGCGAGACAGAGACGAUCGGGAGAGGACGGAGGAGCUUGACUGUAACAGGAAGGAACUGAAGGAGUUGAAGGAGAAACUGAGCUUACUGCAGGGAGACCUGUCAGACAGAGAGACAUCUCUGCUGGACCUGAAGGAGCAUGCAUCAUCCCUGGCCUCCUCUGGGCUGAAGAAGGACUCCAAACUCAAGAGUAUGGAGAUCGCCUUGGAGCAGAAGAGGGAGGAGUUACUCAAAGUGGAGAAUCAGCUUAAGAGAGCUCAAAACGCAGCCCUGGAGGCUCAGGCUAACACUGAGCUGGCCGAACGCAUUAAGAACCUCGAACAGGAAGUGGCCCGCCACAAAGAGGAUUCUGGGAAGGCCCAGGCUGAAGUGGACCGCUUGCUGGAAAUCCUUCGGGAAAUGGAGAAUGAGAAGAAUGACAAGGACAAAAAGAUCAAUGAGCUGGAGAGGCAGAUGAAGGACCAGUCGAAGAAGGUGGCGUCUCUGAAGCACAAGGAGCAGGUGGAGAAGAGCAGGAACGCUCGACUCAUGGAGGAGGCCAGGAAAAGGGAGGACAACAUGUCCGAGAGCUCCCAGCAGGUGAAGGACACUCUGCGUCAGAAGUCAGAGCGUAUAGAGGAGCUGGAGGAAGCCCUGAGAGAGAGUGUUCAGAUCACUGCUGAGCGAGAGAUGGUGCUGGCACAGGAGGAGGCUGCCCGCUCGCUCCAGGAGAAACAGGUACACGACUUGUGUGUGUGUGUGUGUGUGUGUGUNCAGGAGCUGGAGUCCAUGAGGGCCAAGCUGGCCUCCACCCAGCAAUCUCUGUGUGAGAAAGAGGCGCACCUCUCAACCCUGCGAGCUGAGCGUAGGAAACACCUGGAGGAGGUGCUGGAGAUGAAGCAGGAGGCGCUGCUGGCUGCUAUCAGCGAAAAGGACGCUAACAUUGCCCUGCUGGAGCUGUCCUCCUCUAAGAAGAAGAAGACCCAGGACGAGGUGGCUCUGCUGAAGCGGGAGAAGGACAGACUGGUGCAGCAGCUCAAACAGCAGACUCAGAACAGAAUGAAACUGAUGGCAGACAACUACGAGGAUGACCAUCUGAAGACUGCUCCUGACCAGACAAAUCACAAACCCUCUCCAGAUCAGAUGAUACCCCCUCUUCUAGCCCUGUCCCAGAACCGCAGUAAGCUCAAGCUCUACAUCGCCCACCUGACAGACCUCUGCCACGACCGGGACCCCAGCAUCCUCAGCCAGCUCACGCCGCCCUCUCACUACCACCACAGCGACCCCGAAGACUGGGAGGAGGAGCUCCAGAAGAUGAGUGUCGAACAGUUGGAACGAGAGCUGGAGGUGUGUGAGAAGGAGAGCGGAGAGCUGCAGGAGUACGCCAACUCUGUUCUCCAGCAGAUCGCAGAUUACUGCCCCGAUAUCCUGGAGCAGGUUGUCAAUGCCCUGGAGGAAUCAUGCUGACAACUCUGACCUCGGACCCAACCCGGCUGACACCUGGUCGUCACAUAAUCUGUAGCUGAGCACAGGUGCCCCUACCUCCACUCAACGAGGCACCUGGAAGUACAAGCGAAAGCUGGGGCAUUAUUUCCCCCCGCUGAGCUUCUCUUCCUCGCUCCCCUCGUCCACCCUGGAACAAACUACCACGACUCCUAAGUGCUUUCCUGUCUCAUGUGUCUCUAAUGUCAGGCCUGUAAAAUCGAAUUAGGGAUGUUCACAAAGUCGAAAUGUUGUCAAAUAUGGCAGUUUGAGCAAAUAUCAGAUUCCACACUGCAAAGCGGGUCCUCUUGUUUAAUGACAGCUGUGGACGAUGGUGCAGUCGCAGUGGGAAGAGAACUAAAGUACACACCUAAUUCUAUAUCAGGUAGGCAACAACUUCCUGGAGGUUCAUAAAAAGUCGAAAGCUUACCCUUAAUUGUCCAGUGUGUAGGAUUUAUGGGGAUAUAUUGGCAGAAAUGGAAUAUAAUAUAAUAAGUAUGCUUUCUUCAGUUUAUAAUGACCUGAAAAUAAGAAUCAUUGUAUUUUUGUUCCCUUAAAGUGAGCUGUAUAUAUCACAAUAGGGAGCUGGUCCUCUUUCAUGGAGAUUGCCAAGUUGCACUACUUUGUUUCUACAGUAGCCCAAAAUGAACAAACCAAAAACUGGCUCUAGAUGGGGCCAUUCACAUUUUCACGUCAGCCACCAUAGUUAGCAGCCCCUCAGCAAAGAAAGCAUCGGCAAAACAAUUUUUUAAAAAUGUGAAACCGCUUUAUUCAGUGUUUCUACCAGCUUAAUCACCUGAUCUGCUUAUUUUGGAGAGGAAGAGACCUCUGCGGUUAAAUCUUCUUCUAGUUAAAACCCCAUGAACAAUGAAGGAAUUAAACCCAGGAGAAGUUUCAGCUGGUUGCAGUCUGCAAUCCUCACCACUAGAUUUCACUAAAUCCCCCUAAAUCUUGCACACUCUUCCUGUAAGCAUUUGUGAACUCACCAAAAUUCGAUUUUUUGCUUGUAGUAUACUUAAAAAAAUAUUGCUCACCUGUAAGUCUGGGACAAGUGCGUUGGGACAGAGAGGAUAUGAGAUGAAAGAAGCAAACUUCCGCACAAAGUCUUGGAGCAUACUGCCAACCUCCCUCUCCCUAGACGUCGUCAUUCACAGCAGGAACUGCUAGAUCAAGCACAGUUACCUCACCCACUUCUAUCUCAGUCUUUUACCCCUUAGACUCCUCCUGCAUAUCUUUCAAGUCAAAAGGGGUAAACAUAUUCCUUACAUGGGGCAGGAAAGCACUUCAGCCUUAGAGAACUGGGGAGCUGCUACAUCUUGAGGGGAGCAGAGAGAAGCUCAGCUCAGUGGGUAACUCAUGGAGCCAUGUAGAUGCUUAUUUUGUAAUGUAGUUGGUGUUAUCUAACUAGCAGGUUGGAGUCACUAGUUAGAUACACAGCUACUGGUGGCUGAAUAUCUGAACACUUAGGAAAUGCCACUUUUUAACCAAAUAUAAAUGCAGCAUGUUCUCCAAAUGUUUCUCUCCCAGCUCCGAGCUGUGGAUCCGUAAUUGUAGCCAGGAUUAAAUUGUAGGUACGUUUUUUUUUUUUUGCUUGUUUGUUUUUUACUGUGUAGUCUGUGGCUGGGUCACUGGCACGAGAGGGGGAUCAAGGCCUGAGCUUUGACGACGAUCAAAGGUCAGCUUUUAGUUACACUAUGUUCUCAAAUACAAACGAGAGAGAGAGAGGAAACAAAAAAAGAAAAGCUUUUAUUCUCUGAGACAUAUUAAUUUUUAGAUGGUUUUGCACACAACGUCCACUUGUUUAUGAGGUAUGCAAUGUUUCUUUUGAGAACGUUCUAGUGGCCUUGGAGCAUGCACAGAGAUCAGUACUGGACCUAAUGCAGGGAUAUUUAUUCCUCUGUAAUAUUGGUGCUAAGGCAUGAUGUAAGAACUUCUGAUCUGAUCCACUGAUCAUUCAGUCUCAUCCAAAGUUUCUAUAGAUGUUACUUAAAGCCCACCUGAUCUUUUAGUUCGUCGACUGAAUCACAGAAGAAUACAAGCGACGCCCCAUUUUUUUUUUUCUUGUAUUUUUCAGAUCACUUACAAACGCAAGUGAUGCCUCCUUUAUCGUCUUUUUUGAAAUCUUCAGGGCUGAGGUUUUUAAUUACUAAGUGCAUCUACAUUUACAGGAAAUGAAAGUCACUUUUCAGCAGAUUUUGACUUUUUAGAUCAGUUUGUAAAUAACGUGAUAUUUAACACGUACAGUGACUGAUUAAAGGUAAUUAAGUGGAAGGUGUCGUGAAUUCUUUAAAAAAAAAAAAAAAAAAAACCUGAGAAGUUAAAAGCAGUGCAGUUGUCUUUUGUGUCUAAUUUUGUCCUUGGGGCAAAAUGUGUGUGUGUGACAGUACUGCCAUAACUUGCGGAAAGUCAUGUUCUAUAGAGAUAUAUAUAUAAAUAUAAUACAUAUAUAUAAAAAUGUUUACUGUAUGGAUAUGCAUUGAAUGUUUGCACAGAAUCUCGAAGAGCGAGCUGCUCUGAACAAAAUGACCGUGGAGUUAAGUGUCCUCAGCAGACACUGAGGAAAGAAGUGUCAAAAAAAAUCUUUUGUGUCAAAAUAACGUGUGAACUACAAAUGUUUUCAAACCGUGACUGUGUGAUGGGAGAGUACUUUUCUUGCAUUUAUUUCUAAUCGUCAUUUUUUAUAUAUUUUCACCGCACGGUGAUGUAAAUGUAUUAUCCUGAGAUUCCAGUGUUGUUGUCUUUUCUUCUUACCUGUUACACGUCAACGUUUUUUUGUUGGUUGAUGUCAAAGGCAGACUGCGCCUGAUGGAUAAAAAUAAGUCUCCAACCGUCACGGCCCUCCUGCUGUUAUACGAGGAACAUAACGUUACAAAACAAAACUGCAUCUGGAAGUUUUCUAACAAACUUCCUGUGUAUGGUCACAGACUCAUUUGAGUGGACUAACAGUGUGUCUCACUGAAAACAAAACACAUCCACUGGUUUCGCAGGAUGUUAGUUGGAUGCUUGUUUUUGUACCUCUUGUCUGUCAAACCUCUCGGAGCGGAAGUUAAUUCCUCUCCGUCCCUUUUUAACCCCUCACCUUUCACCACUGGGUUCAGAGAGAAGAAGAAAGCAUUUUUUAAGGUGUUUAAUACCCCUUACUUUGGCCUGUGUGUCCCUGCCCUUGCCUUAAUGUCUCGUCAUCUCUUUUUCUCGACUCCUUAUUGAGGAACACAGAGCUGAUUAAGGGGCUUCUGUCACAUUCAUGGUAUCUGUUCCUUUUCUUUUGCAUUUGUAUAAGAAAUGUACUGCCUUCUGUCUGUUCGUGUUAAGAAUCAAAACUGUGUAAAAAGAAAGCAAAACAGACAUGUUUGUGAGUUAUUUGGAUUUUGUAUGUAUGUAAAUAAAUAAAUUAUAAGCCUUG
Messenger RNA from Epinephelus moara (kelp grouper), 7194 nucleotides. RefSeq names its product ELKS/Rab6-interacting/CAST family member 1-like. The record is from RefSeq and is a predicted model, not a curated record. Gene Ontology annotation, cellular component: cytoskeleton of presynaptic active zone. Lineage: Eukaryota; Metazoa; Chordata; Actinopteri; Perciformes; Serranidae. Gene Ontology annotation, molecular function: structural constituent of presynaptic active zone. The transcript is spliced from 20 exons. Gene Ontology annotation, biological process: neuromuscular synaptic transmission; maintenance of presynaptic active zone structure; regulation of synaptic plasticity. Bases 444 to 3776 code for a protein of 1110 amino acids.